This is a messenger RNA of Paramuricea clavata, 461 nucleotides long. NCBI's taxonomy places the organism in Eukaryota, Metazoa, Cnidaria, Anthozoa, Malacalcyonacea, Plexauridae. The record is from the annotation of a GenBank genome assembly.
AUGAUCAGUCUGCAGGGUGUUCAACCUAUAAGGAGCUGUCUAAGAAGUACGAAGAGAUUGUGUUGACCGCAUUACACCGACCAGGCUGCACAAUAGUGGACUUAAUUUCCGACCAAUAUCCCUCUGUUUCAGUGAAGGCAGACAAACGCACAAAGAGAGGGGAAUCGAGCUCCCUGGAAGUAAUCAUCCACAGUGGAUCAACACGAGUUCUGAAGCAAUGGGCGAAAUACAUUUCAAACCUGAAAAACAAAGAAAACCUGGCGAAUUUUCUUUGUGAAACUUUAAGUGAACAGCUACCACAACGUUUAAGCUCCUCGGAAAAGGUCGUCUUGGCUGGCGGAUUUAGGGAUGGAUCAAAGACAGUGUCGUUAACUCAAAGCUCAGUGGCUGUUGAGCAUAAUGUAUGCUCAGAUCACGAAGAAGCGGACACCAGGCUGCCAACACCCACCCAAGAAUUGUGA